AUGUCCAAGUCGCAGCGGAAGGUCGUGGAGUCAAACUUUUCUGCCCUGCGACACAGUCUCAUCCACGGCGACAUUCCAGAGGCGAUCGCACUCAUGAAGAACGGAGCAUUGCUGCAUGAGGCAGAUUAUGAUGAUCACACGGCACUGGAUCAGGUAUCAAUGAGCGAGAAUCACACUCUGUUCCUGGCAAGAGGAGGGAAAGUCUACAGCUGCGGACGUGGUCUGGGAGGGCGGUUGGGACUAGGCACGGAGGAGAAUCGGCCAGAGCCGAAACUGAUCCCCUGCUUCGAGACGACGCACAAGUGCGUUGUGGUUGCCACCGGCGCUGAUCAUUCUCUAUUUCUCACAGAGAGCAAGAUGAUUUUCAGCUGCGGAAGGAAUGAAUACGGACAGCUGGGAUGUUCUUUGGAUACUACCGAUCGUGUCCUGACUCCAAGAGAGAUACAAGUUUGUGAAGGGCGUGGAUCCAACUCGAUCGAAGGGAUCGCGUGUGGUCCUUUCCAUUCCAUUAUCUAUUCCUCUUCUGUAAUGUACACAUUUGGCAGGAAUGAGGGGCAGUUAGGCCACAAGCGAGGCGAGGAGGUAAUCAAGGAACCCAAGUCGGAGCACCCGAGGAAAUGCUGGGAUAGUAACCAAGAACUAGAUGAAGAGAAUUACGGAUCCCACGUAUCUCAAUCCACAAUGAAAAAGGACAUGGCAUUUCUCCUUGAAAACGCAGAGGAGUUGUCACCAGAUAUCGCUCUGAUUGUGAGAGAUCAGUAUACCAUCUACGUGUUGUUGGAUCCACCAAGAAGCGGAUGGUUCGCCCACGGUGCCUGGUCUAGCUUGGCAGAUAUAACCCUUCUGAGUCGAGACGGGAAGGAAUUCCCAUGUCACAAGUGCAUCCUCAUGGCCCGUUCCGAGUACUUUCGUGUUUUGUUUGACUCCACCUGGCUCGAGGGUCAGGGGAAGGAGAAGGUCCCGUGUGGCACAGAUACGUCGAUUCGACGUGGAACUUAG
This is a messenger RNA of Darwinula stevensoni, 999 nucleotides long. The record is from the annotation of a GenBank genome assembly. NCBI's taxonomy places the organism in Eukaryota, Metazoa, Arthropoda, Ostracoda, Podocopida, Darwinulidae.